AUGUCUACGGUACCCACUCAAGAUAGCAAAUGCAGUUUCGCUCCAACAGCGUCGUCGGGAAUCAAGCAUGCCCAAACCUUGAUGCAUUUCAACGAAAACAUCUUCAAGAGGAACGUCUUGACCGACGUCGAAUGCGUCGUCGAUGGGCAAGUGUUCAGGGCUCACAGGGCUGUUCUCAUUUGCUUCAGUCCCUAUCUCAAGAGAAAACUAGUCAGCGUGGAUGGCAAGCCGAUUUCAACGCAGGUAAAAAUUCCAAGAAUCGGGCCUCGGGAAUUCGAAUUGUUACUUCGAUACAUGUACACUGGCGCUUUCAAUGUCGGUUGUCACAAUUUCUAUGAAGUGUACAAAGCAGCAUCAAUUUUAGAAAUGCAAAACACCAAGCAAGAAUGUCUUCAGAUGCUGGACUCUGUGGACGAAAUCCGCUCCUACUUCUACGUGUUUGUGAUGUCCAAGAAGAUGGACAUCACUCACAACUGGACACGCGCCCUUCGCCUCAUCACUCACCGGUUCGAGGAGGCUGCCUUCACUCCCGAGUUCAUGGACCUGGAGGUCCACCAUGUCCUGGAGAUACUUUCUGCGGAAAACAUCGGCGCUCGCAGCGAGGUGAUUGUCCUCCUGGCUGCUCUAAACUGGUUGAAUAAGGACUACCCAAUCAGAAGGAUUCAUGCUGUCCGUGUGAUGGAAUGCGUCCGCUUCAGCACCAUGUCCGCAGAAGAGGUGGUCGCCUGCUACCACCCCCCUUUCCUGACUUCCGUCAUGCAGAUACCGGAAAUCACCUUGCAGCUCUUUCGAGCCACGUGCUAUAUCACAGCCAAAUCAUUGGGACAAGAAGCCUGGUUCAAGCUCUACGCAAGCCCCAAAAGGAAUUUGGCCUUUGAAAAUCUGCCGAUGCUACUGUGGAAUACAAAGCCCUCAUCACCGAAAAACUCUUUACUCCUAUUUAAUUCCCAUUCGAACACAAAUCUGCUUUUGAAGAUGGUGUCAAGUCAAGAAAGGAUGCGGCAUAGUGAAUGUAAGGGCAACGCUCAACCAAGUGGCCUCAAGGGAAGAAUAAAAGUCUAA
Messenger RNA from Uloborus diversus, 1062 nucleotides. RefSeq names its product kelch repeat and BTB domain-containing protein 12-like. Lineage: Eukaryota; Metazoa; Arthropoda; Arachnida; Araneae; Uloboridae. Gene Ontology annotation, molecular function: protein binding. The transcript is spliced from 7 exons. The coding region runs from base 1 to 1062 and encodes 353 amino acids. The record is from RefSeq and is a predicted model, not a curated record.